This is a messenger RNA of Cannabis sativa, 1115 nucleotides long. Its product is annotated as dihydroceramide fatty acyl 2-hydroxylase FAH1. Gene Ontology annotation, biological process: lipid biosynthetic process; fatty acid metabolic process. The transcript has 7 exons. The coding region runs from base 236 to 949 and encodes 237 amino acids. NCBI's taxonomy places the organism in Eukaryota, Viridiplantae, Streptophyta, Magnoliopsida, Rosales, Cannabaceae. The record is from RefSeq and is a predicted model, not a curated record. Gene Ontology annotation, cellular component: endoplasmic reticulum; membrane. Gene Ontology annotation, molecular function: iron ion binding; fatty acid 2-hydroxylase activity.
AGAGAGAGAGAGAGAUAAAAACUGAGAAAGACAACGUGAGGCCAAGCUGUAAUUUCGAAAUAUAUAAAUAAAUAAAUAUCAAACAAUUUUUGGUUUGUUUUCCUGUUAAAGCUUCAUUGGUGGGAUAUAUUCACUUUCCCACAAUCCCAACUCCUCCAAUCUCCACCCAUAAGGAAGGAGCUCGCUCAUUCAACCGCAUUCUUCACCAAAACCACAAAGGUAUCAAGUCAUCAAUAUGGUGAAUAAACCGUUCUCUGUGGAUUUGAAUAAGCCUUUGGUCUUUCAGGUUGGUCAUCUUGGAGAAGCUUACGAUCAAUGGGUUCAUCAGCCUAUAGUGAGCAAGGAAGGCCCCAGAUUUUUCGGGAAUGACUUUUGCGAGCUCCUCACCAAAACAGCAUGGUGGGUGAUUCCACUUAUUUGGCUGCCGGUUGUGUGCUGGCUUGUCACCACGUCUCUUCAAAUGGGCCUUACUCUUCCUCUGGCAGCUCAAAAAUUGGUUGUUGGAAUUUUCCUUUGGACAUUGAUGGAGUACAGUUUGCACCGAUUUCUUUUCCACAUAAAAACAACAAGCUACUGGGGAAACACUUUUCAUUAUCUUCUUCAUGGUUGCCAUCACAAGCACCCCAUGGAUGGAUUGCGACUUGUAUUCCCUCCUGUGGCAGCAGCUAUUCUAUGUGUGCCAUUUUGGACCAUUGUUAGACUUUCAUCAUCACCAUCAGUUGCUCCAGCAUUGUUCGGAGGGAUUUUAUUAGGAUAUGUUAUGUAUGAUGUUACUCACUACUACUUACAUCACGGGAAGCCAUUAACGGGAAUGACACAAAGUUUGAAGAGAUAUCACUUGAGGCAUCACUUUAAAGCUCGAACUGUGGGAUUUGGGAUCACUUCACCUUUAUGGGACAUGGUGUUUGGAACCCUUCCUGCAAAAGAUGCAGGUGGGAAAAUUAGAUAACAAAAAUGGUAGUAAUAUUAUGGAAAAUCAUUUAUGAUGUUUGAAUGGUGUUUGGCUUACAUGGGUUUUCCUUAUGAUUUUGUAUUAAGCCUUGUCAUGACAUAUCUUUACAUAUGUAUGUAUCACCAUUUCAUCUGAUUAAUUUAAAUAUCAUCUUACAGUUAUA